Messenger RNA from Rhodotorula graminis WP1, 1488 nucleotides. RefSeq lists its product as uncharacterized. The transcript has 4 exons. The coding region runs from base 406 to 1338 and encodes 310 amino acids. The record is from RefSeq and is a predicted model, not a curated record. NCBI's taxonomy places the organism in Eukaryota, Fungi, Basidiomycota, Microbotryomycetes, Sporidiobolales, Sporidiobolaceae. Gene Ontology annotation, molecular function: RNA binding.
GCGGCCAAGAAGGAGGAGGAGCGCAAGAAGCGCGAGGAGGAGGAGGCGGCUAAGGCGGCUGCCGCCGCCGCCGCCGCCGCCGAGGAGUCCUCCUCCGACUCGUCGGACGACUCGAGCGACUCGGACGACUCGUCGGACGAGGCCAAGCCGGCCGCCACCAACGGCGCCGCCGCCGCCAAGAAGGACGACUCGUCGGACUCGGACUCGAGCGACUCGGACAGCGACGAGGAGUCGUCGGACUCGUCGGACUCGGACUCGUCGGACGACGAGGAGGAGCCCGCCGCGGCUGCCGCCAAGGACGACUCGUCUGACUCGGACGUGCCCGUUUCGGGACUCGCCCUGACCCUCUCUCCCUUGCCGCGCUCGCAGUCGUCGGACUCGUCGUCGGACGACGAGGACGAGAAGAUGGAGACGGACGCCCCGGCGCCCAAGGAGUCGAAGAAGCGCGCCGCCGAGACCGACGAGGCGCCGGCCAAGAAGGCCAAGGUCGAGCAGGAGGGCGAGCCCGAGUCGACGACCGUCUUCGUCGGCCAGCUCUCGUGGAACGUCGACAACGACUGGCUCCAGAGCGAGUUCGCCGAGUGCGGCGAGGUCGUCUCGGCGCGUGUCGUCACCGACCGCGACUCGGGCCGCUCGCGCGGGUUCGGCUACGUCGAGUUCACCACGGCCGAGGCGGCGCAGAAGGCGCUCGAGCUCGCCGGCAAGGAGGUCGACGGCCGCGCCAUCAAGGUCGACGUCACCACCCCUCGUGCCCCUCGCGACGCCGCCCCGAAGAAGGUGUUCAACGACCAGCUCUCGGGCCCGCCCACCACCACCCUCUUCGUCGGCAACCUCCCGUUCUCGGCGUCCGAGGACUCGGUCUGGUCGGCGUUCGCCGACUUUGGCGACGUGUCGUCGGUCCGCCUCCCGACCGACCCCGAGUCGGGUCGCCCCAAGGGCUUCGGCUACGUCGAGUUCUCGACCGUCGAGGGCUCGACCGCCGCCGUCACGGCCGGCGGCCCCGAGUCGUCGGGCGAGGGCGUCCAGAUCGACGGCCGCAAACUCCGCCUCGACUACUCGCAGCCGCGCGGUGAGCGCCAGGGCGGCGGCGGCGGCCGUGGCGGCUUCGGCGGCGACCGCGGCGGUCGCGGCGGUGGACGUGGCGGCGGGCGCGGCGGCUUCAACGACCGUGGCGGUCGCGGUGGCGGGCGUGGCGGCUUCAACGACCGCGGCGGCGGACGCGGUGGUGGGCGUGGCGGCCGUGGCCGUGGCGGCGCUGACGGCGGGUGGUCGUCGCGCGGCAACGCUCGCACCGGCGGCGCUGCUCCGUUCGCCGGCAAGCGCCAGACCUUCGACUAGAUCCCCCUCUCGUCACUGUCUCUACUCUUCUAUCUCUUGCGUCCUAGACGGCGCGAGCCCUGGUUGUACUUUGUCCUCCUUCCCCUUCCUCCUCGCUCGGGCCUCUCGAGGCGCCGAGCUGUAACACCAAGCUUGCCUUGCGCUCUCAUC